Messenger RNA from Mycena citricolor, 2321 nucleotides. Lineage: Eukaryota; Fungi; Basidiomycota; Agaricomycetes; Agaricales; Mycenaceae. The record is from the annotation of a GenBank genome assembly.
UUUUGCAAGCCGCCUCCACGUCUCGUCCAGCGCGCGGAUGUUCUUGCAGCCGCAACAUGUGAAGCUGCCAUUCGUGUUCUCUUCUCGGGCCUCAUUCCCGGCUGCCGCGGCUCGCGUGCGCGUCGGCCACGGAUCAGUCCUCAUAACUCACUUUCACCUGGUGGCAUCAUCACGCGCGCUCGAUCAUGUUUCGCGUGCUGGGACUUUGGGCUCGGGAUGGGGGAUGGUCCGGAGACAUGCAUCGUGGUGGAGAUCAGACCGACUUCGCGCCAUGCAAUUCAAAGGCGACAGCCGAGUGUCCGAAUACCAGGAGGAGGCGACACGAGCUGCGUUUCUAGAGAAGGCGAUGAAGGGGCGCCAGCCGGCGGAUCUCAUGCUUCGUUGCACUGUGUUUGAUGUUGAAGGCAAUGUCAAGACAAUCUCGGGCGAAUUCAAGCGGUCGGAUCUUUGUUCUGAACACAAAUUAAACCCACGGGACCUUCGGAAGAUUGAUUCUCGGGUACCGAACCUCGUCCCUACCAUCCUCGUCCGCAAGGAGGCCAUCCUCGUCAACGUGCUCCACAUUCGUGCCUUGGUCAAGGCGGACAGCGUGAUCCUAUUUGACACUUUUGGGUCUGCAGACUCCCGGCUGCACUCUGUAUUUUUGUACCACCUAGAACACAACCUCAAAACGAAGGGGUCAGGGUCACCUUACGAGUUCCGCGCUCUUGAAUCCAUCCUUCUCUCGGUUGUAAGUGCUCUAGAAGCGGAGAUGGUCUUCAUUCGCAAUCUCGUUGGGGGCCUGUUAGCCGAGUUGGAAGACAACAUCGAUCACGAUCGGUUCAAACGAUUGCUUCAUUAUUCGAGAAGGCUGGCGAGCUUCCAAAACCGCGUGAAACUGGUUGGCGAAGCGCUUGAGGACUUGUUGACCCAAGGCAAGUCAGUUUUUUUAGUUCUUGUUCCAACAUCAACUGUUCGGAUAGACGACGAUCUGGUUUCUAUGUAUCUCACCGACAAGAAGAAUGACGUAGCCAGGCAACUCAAUGAUCACGACGAUAUUGAAGUUCUGCUCGAGUCUUUCUCGAAACAGGUCGAAGAAAUCGUCAACGAAGCGGGGAACAUCGAGACCAACGUCCAAUCGACGCAAGAGAUUGUCGAACUCAUCCUAGAUUCGAAUCGCAACGCUCUUUUGGCUCUGGAUCUCCAGGUUUCAAUCAUCACGAUGGGCCUUGGGUCAGGUGCUCUCGUCGCUGGGCUUGUUGGAAUGAACAUGACAAAUCAUUUUGAAGCCCAUCCUUGGGCCUUCUAUGGCAUGAGUAGUUUCGCCACAGUAUUGGCGGUAGCCGUGGCUUCCUCUGGACUUCGCAGAUUGGCGAAAAUUCGCAGAGUCGGACUUUCCAAUCCUGAAGCCUACAAUGCACGAUCUGGGAAGCGCAAGCCAUGGCUGCCGCUCCCGUUGCGUCAGCGUUCGCAUGAUGGGUGGUCGUGAGGCACCCAGUUUUUUCUCCGCUCACUCUCCGAUGGGCUGGAAACCACAGCAUAUACUUCCUGUAAUGUAUAGAAUUGUAGCAAUUAUUCCAUUAAUCAUCUUUUAUCUUCUGUGAGUUGAUGCGAGGUGGUUUCCAUACUCUCGCUAGGACAACCUGCGUGCUUCCCAAUCUCAGUUCACAAACGCGCGGGAACGAGGUGAGCCGCAUGUUCGCAUGGUUGACUCGAUAGCAGACUGCUCAUCGGCAAUCCAUCCAUCCUGCGAUCAUCGAUCGCUCCUGUGUUCCAGGGACCAGUCGCCGUUAAGCUUUUGGCUGCUCAGCCCGCGUCGGCGGCGGCGAAAGACUGCGAUUCUCUCGAUUUGGACGCGGGGGGAAGGUUUCCAGCGGGCGGGUAAACCUUCGGUUCUUGUAUGUGCGGGCGGAGUGGGUGUCAAACCAUGUGCUCGGUCGCAGAGAGGCAGCAUGCAUGGGGGGCGGCAGCAGGGAUGCCGAGUUCCCCAUGACGGGAAUCAUGGACCCGCUCCCAUCUGGCAAUGCAAGAAAGGGAAUUCGACGGAACAGGCAAAAAUGGGAAGAAGAUCACAUUAUUAGCGUGUGUGCUCAGCCGAAAUAACGUCCAACCCAAUGCUAUGAUCGGUCUCGACUGGUGGCCAUCCUGAUGUUUUCAAGCCUGCGUCCCACCGUCCGCCGGCGAAGCUGCUGAGUAACUUGACAUCGCCUUUUAUCUCGUCUUCUUUUGCCCGUUCACAAGUCAUCGAAUACUCAUACAGCCGAAGCGAUGAGAGGUCGAAAACGGGUCUGCAAUGGGUGGUUUUGGGUCGCAAAGACGGACAGAGAAGGGGGAAACCAAAC